AUGGAUGAUGUUAGUGAAGGUUAUGAUAGUAAUGAGGGUGAUAGGUUGGAGGACAUGAUACAUGUUGUUGAGGAAAAUUUUGAUGGUAAUCCUGCUAUGUUUGAGACCUUGUUAAGUGAUUCUGAGAAGCCUUUGUACAACGGUUGCACCAAGUACACAAGAUUAUCAUCUGUACUCAAGUUGUAUAACUUGAAAGUAGGUGGUGGUUGGAGUGAUGCAAGUUUUACUCUGUUACUUGAAGCGGUGAAAGACAUGCUUCCAGAGGAUAAUGUUCUUCCAGGUUGUACUUAUGAGGCAAAAAAGAUAUUAUCUACUAUGGGAUUGCGCUACGAGAAGAUCCAUGCUUGCCCUAAUGAUUGCAUUCUAUAUCGUAAUGAGUAUGAAUCAUUAGACGAUUGUCCCGUGUGCAAUACAUCACGAUAUAAGAAAAAGGUAGGAAUACCGGCUAAGGUUUUAUGGUAUUUCCCAAUAAUACCAAGGUUUCGACGUAUGUUUUCAAAUCCAAGGGAUGCAGAGAAGUUAACAUGGCAUCAUAAUGGUCGUACGAAGGAUGGGUUAAUGAGACACCCAGCUGAUUCCCCGCAGUGGAGGUUUAUUGAUGAAACGUUUCCUGAUUUUAAGAAAGAUGAACGUAACCUACGCCUUGCACUAUCUACAGAUGGUAUGAACCCAUUCGGCUCCCUUAGUAGCACAUAUAGUACUUGGCCAGUUAUUUUGCCUGGAAGUGACAUUGACAUUUACUUGCAACCUCUUAUUGAUAAUUUGAAGAUUCAGUGGGAGAGAGGUGUUGAGGUUUUUGAUGCACAUCGCCAGGAAAAGUUCAAUUUGAGGGCAAUGUUAUUCUGCACUAUUCAAGAUUAUCCAGCAUAUGGAAAUCUUUCGGGAAAGAAGGCAUUUGAUGGGAAACAAAUGUUUGAAAGACGUCCAAAGGUGUCAACGAGUGAAGAUGUGUUUGCAAAGAUAAAAGAUAUGCAGAUCACAUUUGGGAAAGGAAACAAAAAAGAACUGCCAACACAGGGCUAUAAGAAGUGUUCUAAUUUGUGGAGCUUGCCUUAUUGGAGACUCUUGUUUGUUAGACAUUCUUUAGAUAUAAUGCAUAUCGAAAAGAAUGUAUGUGAUAGUCUUAUUGGUACCUUACUGAAUAUCCCUGGAAAGACAAAGGACGGCCCUAAUGCUAGAGAUGACUUGAAGGAAAUGAAUAUUAGAACUGAACUUCAUCCCAUUUUGAAAGGAUCUAGAAAUUUUUUACCCCUAGCUGCUUAUACACUGUCAAGAAAGGAGAAAAUUCAGUUUUGUGAGUGUUUGGCUGGAGUGAAAGUGCCUCAAGGUUACUCUUCAAACUUCAGUAGUCUUGUUUCUAUGCAAAACUUGAAACUUAUGGGCCUAAAAUCUUAUGAUUGCCAUGUUUUAAUGCAACAAUUGUUACCAGUGGCAAUUCGUGGUAUUCUGCCUAAAAAUGUUCGAGUUCAUAACUAG
Beta vulgaris subsp. vulgaris (sugar beet) is the source of this 1476-nucleotide messenger RNA. RefSeq lists its product as uncharacterized. The record is from RefSeq and is a predicted model, not a curated record. The coding region runs from base 1 to 1476 and encodes 491 amino acids. The transcript has 3 exons. Lineage: Eukaryota; Viridiplantae; Streptophyta; Magnoliopsida; Caryophyllales; Amaranthaceae.